AUGGGAAGCGCCGUAGUAGCUCCCGCAGCCCGAGCGGUCGCCGUGCCCAUCCCGCAGCCCACGUGGCAAACGCCGCAGCGCAUCGCGGAGCCCGAUGCGGAGCGCAACCAGCGCCGGAAAGCGUCCAAGAGCCCGCGUCGUCCGAGCCCGAGCAAGCGGUCGAGCCCACCACUGCGCACGCGUGGGAGCCCGCGCAAGGCCGAGAAGGAAAACACGGCGUCAGCGAACGCGGCCGAGGCGCCAGUCAAGAGCCGCACGAUCGACAUUCUCACGAACGACACGAAGCGCGGCCGGACGGGCGGCGUCUACAUCCCGCCGUUCAAGCUCGCGCAGAUGAAGAAGGACGAGAUGGACAAGUCGUCGCAGGAGUACCAGCGCAUGACGUGGGACGCGCUCCGGAAGAGCAUCAACGGUCUCAUCAACAAGGUCAACGUGUCCAACAUCGCCAACAUCCUUCCCGAGCUCUUCCAGGAGAACCUCGUGCGCGGCCGCGGCCUCCUCGUGCGCUCGAUCAUGAAGGCGCAGCUGGCGUCGCCGGGCUUCACCCACAUUUACGCGGCGCUCGUCGCCGUCAUCAACACCAAGAUGCCCGAGAACGGCGAGCUCCUUCUGAAGCGCGUCGUGCACCGCUUCCGGCGGGCGCUCAAGCGUGGCGACAAGGUCGUCGCGAUCGCACUCGUGCGCUUCAUUGCGCAUCUCGUCAACCAGCAGGUCGUCGAGGAGCUGCUCGCGCUCGAGGUGCUCACGUUCCUCUUGACGAGCCCGACCGACGACUCGGUCGAAGUCGCCGUCAACUUUACGAAAGAGUGUGGGCAAAUGCUGCACGAGCUCUGCCCGGAAGGUCUCCGCGCGAUCUUCGAGCGCUUCCGCGGUAUCCUCCACGAAGGCGAGAUCGACAAGCGCGUCCAGUACACGAUCGAAGGCCUCUUUGCGAUCCGGAAGGGCAAGUUCGCCGACUACCCCGCGGUGCACGAGCAGCUCGAUCUGGUCGAGGCCAACGACCAGAUCACGCACCAGAUGGGUCUCGACGACGAGGUCGACGUCGAGGACAAGCUCGACAUCUUCCGGUUCGACCCGGACUUUGAGAAGAACGAACGCAUGUGGAAAGAGAUCAAGAAAGAGCUGCUCGGCGAAGAUUCCGAGGCCGAAGACGGCGACGACGAGUCGGGCGACUCGGACGACGACUCGGAUGACGACGACGACGCGACGCCGGCGCCCGCGACGACGAUGCAAAUCCACGACUUUUCCGAGCAGGACCUGGUGAACCUCCGCCGCACGAUCUACCUCACCAUCAUGUCGAGCGUGAGCCACGAAGAGUGCGCGCACAAGCUGCUCCGGCUCAACAUCCGUCCGGGCCAAGAAGUCGAGAUUUGCGGCAUGCUCAUCGAGUGCUGCUCGCAGGAGCGCACGUAUUUGCGCUACUAUGGUCUCCUCGGGCAGCGCUUUUGCCUCAUCCGGCGCGAGUACCAGAACGCCGAAGAAGAGACGACGUCGUCGUCGCGCAUCUUUAUCAAGAUCCUCUGCCAAGAGCUCGCGCAGCACCUCGGCGUGGCCAAGCUCAAGGAGCGCUUCAUGGACGAGUUUAUGGCCGCGACCUUUAGCGGUCUCUUCCCCAAGGAGAACCCGCGCAGCAUGCGCUUUGCCAUCAACUUUUUCACGUCGAUCGGCCUCGGUGGGCUCACGGUCGAGCUCCGCGAGUACCUCAAGAACGCGCCCAAGGCCAUCAUGAACGCCCCGGCGCCGUCGUCGGACGACAGCAGCUCGGACAGCUCGUCCUCGAGCCGCAAGUCGUCGUCGUCGUCGUCGUCGUCCGGAUCGUCGUCCGGGUCGUCGUCCAGCGACAGCAGCUCCGACUCGAGCGACUCCGAAUAG
Molecule: messenger RNA, 1872 nt
Organism: Saprolegnia parasitica CBS 223.65
Lineage: Eukaryota; Oomycota; Saprolegniomycetes; Saprolegniales; Saprolegniaceae
Exons: 4
Coding region: 1-1872 (623 amino acids)
Biological process (GO): mRNA splicing, via spliceosome
Cellular component (GO): catalytic step 2 spliceosome
Molecular function (GO): protein binding; RNA binding
Source: RefSeq, a predicted model, not a curated record